This is a messenger RNA of Calidris pugnax (ruff), 3110 nucleotides long. It is a transcript of the gene EFR3B, whose product is annotated as EFR3 homolog B. Gene Ontology annotation, cellular component: plasma membrane. Bases 200 to 2734 code for a protein of 844 amino acids. The transcript is spliced from 23 exons. Gene Ontology annotation, biological process: protein localization to plasma membrane. The record is from RefSeq and is a predicted model, not a curated record. Lineage: Eukaryota; Metazoa; Chordata; Aves; Charadriiformes; Scolopacidae.
AUCCAGCGCCGUUCCCAGCUGCCAUCGGAGCCGCCCGGGUGACUCAGCAGCAGCAGCAGCCGUGCUGAAAAGCAUCCCUUAUUUAUCCAAACGCCCGCUCGCCGCUCGGCUGAGCAUCUCCCGCAGCCAUGCUGCCGCUGGGCAGGGAGGAGGAGAGCGGUACCCGCCACCCCCCGGCCCCAACUGGGCUCCCCAGGCCAUGGCUUUGACUACCUGGGCUCUGGGCUCGGGGCUGCGGCUCUGGGACGCCGGCCCUGCCUGCUCCUGGGAGAUGCUGCACGUGGCCGGAGCAGGUGUGUGUGGCUGCUGCGGCGCCCUGCGUCCUCGCUACAAAAGACUUGUCGACAACAUCUUCCCCGAGGACCCAGAGGAUGGGCUGGUGAAGACCAACAUGGAGAAGCUGACAUUUUACGCCCUGUCUGCCCCAGAGAAGCUGGAUCGCAUCGGAGCCUACCUCUCCGAGCGGCUCAUCCGAGACGUGAGCCGGCACCGCUAUGGGUACGUCUGUAUCGCCAUGGAGGCCCUGGACCAGCUCCUCAUGGCCUGCCACUGCCAGAGCAUCAACCUCUUUGUGGAGAGCUUCCUGAAGAUGGUGGCAAAGCUGCUGGAGUCGGAGAAGCCCAACCUGCAGAUCCUGGGGACCAACUCGUUCGUGAAGUUCGCCAACAUCGAGGAGGACACCCCCUCUUACCACCGCAGCUACGACUUCUUCGUCUCCCGCUUCAGCGAGAUGUGCCACUCCAGCCACGAUGACCUGGACAUCAGGACCAAGAUCCGCAUGUCUGGCAUUAAAGGCCUGCAAGGGGUGGUGAGGAAGACGGUGAAUGACGAGCUCCAGGCCAACAUCUGGGACCCACAGCACAUGGACAAAAUCGUGCCCUCCCUGCUCUUCAACCUGCAGCACGUGGAGGAGACCGAGAGCCGCUCCCCCUCCCCACUCCAAGCCACGGAGAAGGAGAAGGAGAGUCCCACGGAGCUGGCGGAGCGGUGCCUGCGGGAGCUGCUGGGCCGAGCGGCCUACGGCAACAUCAAGAACGCCAUCAAACCCGUCCUCAUCCACCUGGAUAACCACUCACUCUGGGAGCCCAAGAUCUUUGCCACCUGCUGCUUCAGGAUCAUCAUGUACUCCAUCCAGCCGCAGCAUUCCCAUCUGGUGAUCCAGCAGCUCCUGGGGCACCUGGAUGCCAACAGCAAGAGCGCGGCCACCGUGCGUGCGGGCAUCGUGGAGGUCCUCUCGGAGGCGGCGGUGAUCGCAGCCUCCGGAUCUGUUGGCCCCACGGUGCUGGAGGUGUUUAACACCCUCCUGAGGCAGCUGCGCCUCAGCAUCGACUACGCGCUGACGGGCAGCUACGACGGCGGCGGCGGCACCAAGAUCAUCAAGGAGCACGAGGAGAGGAUGUUCCAGGAGGCCGUCAUCAAAACCAUAGGGUCCUUUGCCAGCACUCUGCCCACCUACCAGCAGUCUGAGGUGAUGGUCUUCAUCAUGAACAAGGUGCCGCUGCCGUCCUCGCAGCAGCCCAUCGAGGCUGGCAAAGCUGGGGAGAACCGGAAUCGGCUGACACAGAUCAUGCUCCUCAAGUCCCUUCUCCAGGUCUCUGUGGGCUUCCAGUGCAGUAACAUGCUCACGGCGCUUCCCAGCGCCUUCCUGGACAGGCUGCUCUCUGCAGCCCUCAUGGAGGAUGCUGAGAUCCGCCUCUUCGUCCUCGAGAUCCUCAUCAGCUUCAUCGAUCGCCACGGGAACCGGCAGAAGUUCUCCCCCAUCAGCACCGUCAGCGACAUCUCCAUCCUGAAGCUGAAAGUGGAGAAAUGCUCACGCCAGGAUACUGUCUUCAUGAAGAAGCAUGGCCAGCAGCUCUACCGGCACAUCUACCUGAUAUGCAAGGAGGAGAGCAACGUGCAGGCUCACUACGAGGCGCUCUACAGCAUGCUGAUGCUCAUCAGCAUUGAGCUGGCUAACGAGGAGGUCAUGGUGGACCUCAUCCGCCUGGUGCUGGCAGUGCAGGAGAUCGCCCAGAUCAACGAGGAUAACUUGACGGCGUACAACCGCUGCGCCCUCUUCGCCCUCGGUGCAGCUUACCUGAACCUCAUCAGCCAGCUCACCACCGUGCCAACCUUCUGCCAGCACAUCCACGAGGUCAUCCAGAUGCGGCAGAAGGAAGCUCCUUACCUGCUCCCUGAAGAUGUCUUUGUGGAGAACCCCAGGUUGAGCAAGAGUCUUGAUCGCCUCGGCCCGGAGGUCUUCUUCUGGCAGAGCAAGAUCAGUGAGGUGCUGGGUGGCAGUGGCUACAACUCGGACCGGCUCAGCACGCCCUACAUCCCCCAGCUGACAGAUGAAGAUCGCUUGUCCAAGAGGAAGAGCAUUGGUGAGACCAUUUCCCUUCAGGUCGAGGUGGAGUCAAGGAACAGUCCUGAGCGAGAGCAGAGAGCACCAGCAGAAGAGAUCACGUACGAGACGCUGAAGAAGGCGAUAGUAGACAGCGUCGCCGUGGAGGAGCAGGAGCGGGAACGGAGGCGGCAAGUGGUGGAGAAAUUCCAGAAAGCCCCGUUCGAGGAGAUCGCUGCCCACUGCGGGGCCCGGGCCACGCUGCUGCAGAGCAAGCUCAACCAGAUCUUCGAGAUCACCAUACGGCCACCACCGAGUCCCUCCGGCACCAUCACGGCCGCCUAUGGCCAGCCCCAAAACCACUCCAUCCCGGUGUACGAGAUGAAGUUCCCGGACCUGUGUGUCUACUGAAAGUGGUGGUGGCCAGGCAGAGCCACCACUGUGCAGCUCGCACCAACGGACCCCUCGGGGAGAGACGGUGGACCUUCUGGGGAGCACAUCCUCGUGCUGGACGGGUGGGGACACGGACACUGAGGCCACCCCAAGAUUCGUUGGUGCCAUCAAACCCGUCUCCCGUACUUUAUUUUGUGACUUUCUGCCUCCGUGGCCACGGAUGGUGGUGCCAGGAGGCUCCGGGGGACGCGGGGGGAGUUGCUGUGACCUCCCUCUCCUGUUUCUUAGAUGUUUCUUGGAGAGGGGAGAGGAGAGACGCUCCGACAAGAGCUCCUUGGGCAUGUACAUCUUCCCAGCAUAAAACAACCCCCUUCCCUGGGGGAAUCCCUCCCCA